Messenger RNA from Gossypium raimondii (Peruvian cotton), 1412 nucleotides. Its product is annotated as prolyl 4-hydroxylase 1. The coding region runs from base 142 to 1002 and encodes 286 amino acids. The transcript has 12 exons. Gene Ontology annotation, molecular function: L-ascorbic acid binding; iron ion binding; procollagen-proline 4-dioxygenase activity. The record is from RefSeq and is a predicted model, not a curated record. NCBI's taxonomy places the organism in Eukaryota, Viridiplantae, Streptophyta, Magnoliopsida, Malvales, Malvaceae. Gene Ontology annotation, biological process: peptidyl-proline hydroxylation to 4-hydroxy-L-proline. Gene Ontology annotation, cellular component: endoplasmic reticulum.
UUUAAACAGAGGAAGAUCACACAGACAACGGGGAAGGAAAAUACAAGGGGCGUGGAAACCAGAUUGUUGGUCUUCUUUUUUCUCAAUUUGCUUUUACUUUUGCUUCCAACAUUCUUCUUGGGACACCAACUUCCAUACGCCAUGGCCCCUCCUAUGAAGAUUGUUUUCGGAUUGUUAACAUUUGUCACUGUUGGAAUGAUAAUCGGGGCUUUGUUUCAGCUAGCAUUCAUACGCGGGUUAGAAGAUUCAUACGGUGAUGACUUUCCAACUACAAAAUUACAUAGACGUCAGAGUGAUGGAUAUCUUAAGUUGCCAAGAGGUAUGAGUCACUGGCACGGUGACAAAGAAGCAGAAAUUUUGCGUCUUGGAUUUGUCAAACCUGAAAUAAUAAGCUGGUCACCUCGAAUAAUUGUACUUCAUAAUUUCCUCAGCAAUGAGGAAUGUGACUACCUUAGAGCCAUUGCCCGCCCUCGACUUCAAGUUUCCACUGUGGUAGAUGUAAAAACUGGGAAGGGAAUUAAGAGUAAUGUCAGGACAAGCUCUGGUAUGUUCCUGAGUCCAACAGAGAAAAAGUAUCCUAUGAUACAGGCAAUUGAAAAGCGGAUUUCUGUAUUUUCUCAAAUACCAGCUGAAAAUGGAGAGCUUAUCCAAGUUUUAAGGUAUGAAAAGGAUCAGUUUUACAAGCCCCAUCAUGAUUAUUUUUCUGAUACUUUUAACUUGAAGCGUGGUGGUCAAAGAAUAGCAACUAUGCUUAUGUAUCUAAGUGAUGAUGUUGAAGGGGGAGAAACAUAUUUCCCUAUGGCUGGUACGGGCGAUUGUAGCUGUGGCGGGAAGACUGUGAAGGGGAUGUCUGUAAAACCGAUCAAAGGAGAUGCAGUGCUCUUCUGGAGCAUGGGACUAGAUGGACAGUCGGAUCCAAAUAGCAUACAUGGAGGAUGUGAAGUUUUAUCAGGAGAAAAAUGGUCUGCAACAAAAUGGAUGAGGCAAAAACCUACUUUCUGAUGUCACAUAUAUAUACACACAGAUAGGGGGCUACUGUUUUACUAUGUCUAGAAAUUCACAUCUAAUGCUUUAGGGAAUGAGUAAUAAUUUACUCUUAAAGUAGGGAGUUAGUAUAUGCCUAGAUGCCAGAAAUUGAGUUUGGAGACCCAUGGACGAUCAAAAUACCAUAUAAAGAAUAGGCUACAGCUUGAGAAAUGAACACUUAGGUAUAGUUGCAUUAUUUAAUUUUCGGACCUGUUUUAGGAGUGUAAUUUGAUGCUCUUCAUAAUUACCCCUCUUUGCCAUCCCCAACCCAGGAACAAAAGUUUCUAUUAUGUUGUUUUCGGAAACAAUAGUUCCCUUGCUCAUAUUUGAUGGUGAUUUGGAAUGGGUCAUUUCUAACAUUUUUCAGGAAGAGUUGUUAGUAUAAA